GUCCUUUAAAAAUGCCGAGCUCUUGCCAGGGAUGAACACCCUGCCGCAAGAAAGUAGCUCAUGGGCUUGUGCGCAAGCGAACUCUGCAAGGGAGGGCAACCAUGGGAAAGAGAAUAAGAAUCCGAUUAAAGGGCCUUAAACUUAUCCCAGGCGGCAUCCACCGAGCUUUCAGCUUUAUUAGCAUCUGACAGGCAAAGCAAAGACACAGAGUGAGGGUCUGAAAGAAGAAGACAAGGCAAACCGAAGAAAGAGACGGAGCCAGUGAGAGUGUGGAUCAGAAAGAAGCAGCAUGAGAAAGUUCGCAGUAACUGCACCCACACCAUGGAUACUUAUGUCCCUAAGCUCCAAUGGUAAUGCAUGCUAUGAAAGGCCACUUCAUCCAUUUUCCAUUCACUAAAAAACAGCCUCAAAUUGCUCCUGACCCUGACUCCAGUCUUUUUGAGUGCUCAAGAACUGCAUUGUACAUAACAGGAGAAAGCUUGUGGUUAGCUGAUGGCCAAUGGGCUUGGGCUGGACUUAGACAUCAGUUUCUUCCAGAAAGUUUAACACGUGGUCCAAACAUGAAACUCAAGAGGAAAUAAACAAUAAAGGUAGGGGCGAUUUCGUCUUUUAAUCAUAAGACCUCGGCUAGAUCCGUUCGUAUUUGGUAGAUAGCGGGAACAUCAAAAUUGGUUGUUGUUCAUUCGAAAACUCGCUCUUUCCCAUUUUGAAGUUUCUUACAAAUUAUCAGCAACUUAUUGUUCUUCAGGAAUACUCAGCUGUUGGGAAAAUCAAAGUUUAAAGUUUACUUCUCCUUUUUGGCGUGCGGAAAGUAGCUACUGGAACAUGAUGAGUGAUAGACACCUGGGAGAUAUUCUUGGGGGCUUUGAUCAUAACCAUACAGGCAAACAGAGCCCUUUCUCAGUUUCAUCAAGCUACGACCAUACUGCAACUGCUAGUGAGAAUACACCAGGAGUGAACCAUUUGGCUACUGAUCAUGAGAAUAACAGCACUCCUCUAUAUGACAGUGCAGCAAAGAAAAAGAGAGUAUCAAGAAUCAUCGGUGGGGGGCUGCGGCAGUUCAGUAUCAUAGUUUGUAAGAAGGUGGAGAACAAGAGGACAACCACAUAUAGUGAGGUUGCAGAUGAAAUUAUAGCAGAGUUUGCUGCAGCACACAGUAAAACAGCAGUAUCUCUGGAUGAGUUUGAUGAGAAGAAUAUCCGGCGACGGGUUUAUGAUGCAUUGAAUGUCCUUAUGGCACUGGAUAUCAUCACUAGAGACAAAAAGGAAAUCAGGUGGAAGGGACUUCCAACUGCAGAUUGGAAGGAUAUAGAAGAGGUCAAGGCACUACGUGUGAAGCUUAUGACUAGGAUGGAAAAGAAAACUGCCUACUUGAAAGAUUUAGAAGAUCAAAUUGUAGGUCUCCAGAAUCUGAUGCUACGAAACCAGCAGUUGCUUAAGUCUGGAAAUGUUCCUUCAGAAGGAUUUCCUUUGCCAUUUAUAUUGGUUCAAACAAGUCCUCAUGCUACAGUUGAGAUUGAGAUUUCUGAGGACAUGCAGCUGGUGCACUUUGACUUCAACAGUACACCCUUUUCCUUGCAUGAUGAUGCUUACAUUCUUAAGUUAAUGCGGUGCUACCAACUGCCAGCUGAGAGUAGACAUGUUUCUCAGAGUUCUUCAGUUCACUCAACUUCAAGCUCCGACAUUGCAUCUGGAAGCACCAAGCCCUUCUACUGGAACUCUGAGAUGGACACACUGAAAUGAGCAUAUUUUAGAAUGUAUAAUUGGAACUGUGGUAUAGGCUUAUAGCUAGCUACAAAAUUAAUACAUAGAAAAUACAUGUAUCUAUGGUAACUUGUAUAUCAGUAUAUGAUUAUACAUCCUUCUAUUGUUUAAAUGGAUCGGCUUUUCAGCAAUAAUUGAUAACUUAAUCACUUUGUAAC
Messenger RNA from Vitis vinifera (wine grape), 1922 nucleotides. Its product is annotated as transcription factor-like protein DPA. Gene Ontology annotation, cellular component: transcription regulator complex; nucleus. The record is from RefSeq and is a predicted model, not a curated record. Lineage: Eukaryota; Viridiplantae; Streptophyta; Magnoliopsida; Vitales; Vitaceae. Gene Ontology annotation, biological process: regulation of transcription by RNA polymerase II; regulation of cell cycle. The transcript is spliced from 10 exons. Gene Ontology annotation, molecular function: DNA-binding transcription factor activity, RNA polymerase II-specific; RNA polymerase II transcription regulatory region sequence-specific DNA binding. The coding region runs from base 826 to 1743 and encodes 305 amino acids.